Molecule: messenger RNA, 1531 nt
Organism: Jatropha curcas
Lineage: Eukaryota; Viridiplantae; Streptophyta; Magnoliopsida; Malpighiales; Euphorbiaceae
Source: RefSeq, a predicted model, not a curated record
GAGAACGUAAGACUUGAUGAAGAUGAUAUAAUGAGAAGAGUGUAUAAAGCAGCUAUUAAAGGCUGUGUGGCAAGCUUAAACACAUUGCUCCAAACAGAUCAACUCAUUCUUAAUAAAAUUUCACUCACCUCUUUUACUGAAACUCCCUUACACAUAUCAUCUUUACUUGGCCACCUUGAUUUCACUCAAGCUAUUCUUGAAAAAUGUCCUAAAAUGGCCUCAGAGUUUGACUCUCUCAAACGUUCUCCACUUCAUUUGGCUUCCGCAGAGGGCCAUGUAAAGAUUGUGAAAGCUUUGUUACGUGCAAAUAAUGAUGUUUGUUUGGUUCGUGAUCAAGAUGGCAGAAUUCCUCUGCAUUUGGCUGCCAUGAGAGGCAGAGUUGAGGUUAUUCAAGAAUUGAUCAAUGCAUGUCCUCAAUCCACUAAGGAAUUGCUUGAUGGAGAUACAGUUUUACAUCUGAGUGUAAAAUAUAACCAUUUGGACGCAUUGAUGCUGUUGGUGGAAAAUAUCAAAGAUGAUGAGCUUAUCAAUAAGGGAAAUCAAGAUGGCAACACCAUCCUUCAUAUAGCUUCCAUGCUGAAGCAAUUAGAGACAAUUAGGUACCUGCUCUCAGUGCCCAGCAUCAAAGCAAAAGUAAAUACCAUCAAUAGAAUUGGUUUCGCAGCCUUGGAUCUAUUAGACCACUCUCCAAAAGACUUCAAAAGUCCUGAAAUUCGAGACAUUUUAAGAGAAUCAGGCGCCAAAAAAGCUACAACUCCAACUCCAAGCAAUUUCCUGCCAAUAAAACCAGCUGCAAUUUUUACAGUUCCCAUAAAAUCACCAUCAGGGCCAAAAGCAUGGUGCAAGAAGUUCAUCAAUUACAUAGAGCAUCAAGGUAGUAACUGGAUUGAAGAAACUCAGGGUACAUUAAUGGCAGUUGCAACUCUAAUAGCCGCAAUGACUUUUCAAGCCGUUAUAAGCCCACCUGGCGGCUUAUGGCAAGAAGAUUAUACAAACGGCGCUGGCAGUUCAAGCUGCAAAAAGUAUCCUUGUUUGGCAGGAACAGCAGUAUUUGGUUACACCUACGAAUCGGCAUUCGAAUUGUUCUUGAUUUACAAUAGCAUUGCAUUUGUUGGAUCACUUAUGGUUGUGUUCUUGAUAAUUAGUGGAUUCCCUCUCCAGAAUAAGUUCUGCACAUGGGUUUUGACAGCAGUAAUGUGUACUACAGUGUAUUCUGCAGCAAAUGCUUAUGUAAUGUCGAUGGAUAUGGUGACUCCCGAUCAUAUUCUUCGCCGAAUCGAUUGGAUGCAUCCAAUGUGGGCUUUCAGUUGGUUGGGUUCGAUUGUUGUUGUUAGUUUAAGUCAUAUAAUUCGAUUUUUCAUUUGGUGUACGAGGAGGUUGAGCAUUCUUCGUCAUCAGAAGAAGCUGUUGAGGCUACAGCAGCUUAAAAAUCCAGAUGAACACCUUAAUGUUUGAUUCAUUAAGGUUAAAUUUCAACUUCUUAUUCAUCAGCUGUAACUUUCUUGUAUUGAUUUUGAAACUAAAUAAAUGA